UCUGUGCUCUGUGCUGAAGCUAACGCUAAGCUAGCAAGCUGUCAAGCUGUCCAGUGGAGAGGCUGGGACAGACGCUUCAGCUUCCCCCCGCCUUUGCCACACACAUCUCCGGCCCACAGAAUUCAAAGAAAAUUCCUUAGAGAAUAUUUUAGAUUUCCAUUUGAGAGAAUGUAAUGCAUCCCGGACGUUCUCAAACAGGGACCUUCGCACUGAGACGUUUUAUAUGCGCUGAGUGACGACAGCUCACAGCUAGCUAACUGGCUGCUAGCUUAACCGCUUCUGCAACCCUCACAGAUUCCUCGGCGUCCCUUCCUGGUGUUAACCGCAGCCAGACAGUCCUUCACACUGUCGCAGAUUCCGUCGCUGCCAUCUGGUAUUUUGGAAACUUGAUCUCACAAGGGACGAAAUGGGCGCAUUUCUGGACAAACCAAAGAUGGAAAAGUAUAACUCCCGUGGUGAGGGCAACAACCUGAGGUAUGGCCUGAGUAGCAUGCAAGGCUGGAGGGUAGAAAUGGAAGAUGCACACACAGCAGUAAUUGGCCUGCCUCAUGGUCUCGACCCCUGGUCAUUCUUUGCUGUUUAUGAUGGGCAUGCCGGCUCUCAGGUGGCCAAAUACUGCUGUGAGCACCUGCUAGACCACAUCACUGCCAACUCAGACUUCCGGGGUGCUCUGCAGGACGAGCAGUCAGUUGAAAGUGUGAAGAAAGGGAUCCGCACGGGAUUCCUGCAGAUCGAUGAGCACAUGCGAACCAUCUCAGAGAAGAAGCAUGGUGUGGACCGCAGCGGCUCUACUGCAGUGGGAGUGAUGAUAUCUCCAGGUCAUAUCUACUUUAUCAACUGUGGAGACUCGCGGGGACUUCUUAGCCGGGGUGGAGCUGUUCACUUCUUCACACAGGAUCACAAACCCAGCAACCCUCUGGAAAAGGAAAGGAUCCAGAAUGCCGGUGGCUCAGUCAUGAUCCAGCGAGUCAAUGGUUCCCUUGCUGUGUCUCGAGCUUUGGGAGACUUCGACUACAAGUGUGUGCAUGGCAAAGGCCCGACAGAGCAGCUUGUCUCUCCUGAGCCUGAAGUUUAUGCAAUAGAGAGAAACGAGGGAGAAGAUGAAUUUAUUAUUCUAGCAUGUGAUGGUAUCUGGGAUGUUAUGGCCAAUGAGGAACUGUGUGACUUUGUAAGGUCAAGGCUAGAGGUGACAGAGGAUCUUGAAAGAGUCAGCAAUGAAAUUGUUGACACCUGCUUGUACAAGGGAAGCCGAGACAAUAUGAGUGUUGUGUUAAUCUGCUUAACCGGAGCGCCAAAGGUGUCCCCAGAAGCAGUGAAACGGGAGGCCGAGCUGGAUAAAUAUCUGGAGGCCAGAGUAGAAGAGAUCAUCAAAAAGCAGGGGGAUGAAGGUGUACCAGAUUUGGUCCAUGUCAUGCGGACGCUAGCAUCUGAGAGCAUCCCUAACCUCCCUCCUGGAGGAGAACUGGCAAGCAAACGAAGUGUUAUUGAAGCGGUGUACAACAAACUCAACCCCUACCGAAGUGAUGACACAGACUCUGCGUCCACAGACGACAUGUGGUAACACAACCUCCUACCACUAACACAGCAUAGCGUUUACAAACCACCAUCCUCUCAAGACCAACAGCAGCUCAGCUCAGCAGUCUGUCUCUCCGUCACUCUGAGCUUUUGGUUUCUAAGAAGGGAAUUUCAUGGGAGGAGGAGGAGGAGGAGGAGAAGAGGGAGGAGGAAGAGGAGUUGCAUGCACACAAACCUGGAAUAGUGCAGCACCAGUCCACUCUGGAGUUCAGGAUCCCCGCCGUCUCGUCUCCCCUUUAUGUUCACCCACCUUAAUACUCUCCUCUAAAGUAACCCAUAACAAGUGAGUCCACAGGUCUUCUUUCUUUUUGUUAAAUAAUCAGCUUAAGUAGUGAUUUUUUUUUGUUGUUGCUGUAAUUAAUUUGAUUCACAUUUCCUUGUGUGUGUUUGUAUAUUUCUGUUUUUGUGAAGUGCAAUUGUCCUGUACAAACAGCCUGUAUUUAAUGCAGCUUGAUUUUAAGUUAAAAAAUGAAAGAAAUGAAAAAGAGAACCUUUUAUGCACUAUCUGCCUUUUCCUGCUCUUCUGGAAUUGUAACAAAUGUCUAUUCAGUGAAUAUUUCUGCUUGUCCUCCAGGCACAACAAUGUCUCUGCGCUUUUGACUUCUCUUUGUUUUAUUUUAUUUUAUUUUCAGUUGGUCUAUGCUCCUUUAUAAGAAACGGGUAAAUUGUAUAGUUGACAGCACAGUAAGCUCUCUAUAUCAAACCAUUUAAAUCCUAAUUAUUUUCCCUUUGCUUUUUUUUUUAAUUGUAUUUUAUUUUUGUAAGUGGUUUUCUGUACAUGCUUAGAAAUAAUGGCAAAGUGUUUCUCAGUUAUUUUGGAAGUGUGAAGUGAAAAAUACUUUCUUUUUCAUUUCUUCGAGGCAUCUGACGAAAAAAAAAAAAAAAAAAAGACCCCUGUUCACACGUUUGUCUGUGCAAUAGAUACCUUCAAGCGUGCGUGGGUGCUUGUGUGUAUGUAUGCGCGCACGUGUGUUAGUGUAAAGGCAGAUCUCUUUGUGCAACUCUAAAUUAGCAAAAAUGCUCGACAGAGCGAGCUGGAGUUUUCAUUGUCUGCCUUUUUUUUUUUAGCCAGUGAUCCCUAACAACCCAAAAUAGACUUUCACUACUUCUGAAUAUGAAACGCUUUGGAUAACAGAGUUUACAUGCUGUAACGCUAUUUGAACAACUUCAAGCUAUAAAUCACAACUAUACUAUAACCUGAGAUGACACAAGUAGUUCAAUUUACCCACAGUCUGCAGCUAGUUAGAGGCUGACUACUUUACACAUCUUGUGUCAUAUUUGAAUACCAGUUUCUAAACAUUGCUCAUAUUGCCCUCUGAGGGUGCCAUAUGAUUUAUAAUCACCUGUUUCAGCUUUAUGACAGCCUAUGCCAAGUUUGUUUUUCAUGGAACUCAUUUUUUUGUGUGGUACAGAUUCAUUUUUUAGCUUCUAACUUUAACAUUUGUUAAUUUGACCCAAGUGAACAGAUGAAGCACUGAUUAUUUUAGAGAGAAUUUACAACAGGUGGAACUCUUGAUUCUUCUCCCAUGGUUUUUAUUUGACACUCAAACAAGAACAAAUCCGCUCUCUUACCCUGAAGUUUAUCUGAUUAAAAAAUCAUCCCCGGCUCCACAAGCCCAAGCAGAGCUGUGAUCGUUUACGAUCUGUGGGUUGAUUUUUGUUUUUAAGUGAGUUCCCCCCUCUGCAAAGAUAGUCACUGACUAAAUCUGUACUCCACACACAGUAGUUACAUUUCUUCAAGAGAAAUGGUUUUAUUUCAAAAUUUAUUCUUCUGCCUUUUUUUUUGUUCAAAAUUGCAUUGUUUGAAAAUUUAUGUAUGUAUAUAUUUUUGACUCAAACUUUCAAGGAAUAAAUCAUUUCGCUUGAGGUAGUUUUUUUGCCGUGGACAAAAUGUGAUUCUGGUUUAUUUUGGGAUGGUCAGUUAACACCCUGUGCGUGUCUUGGCAACAAAUAAUUCCCUUUCCUCAUCUAUUGGUUCUGAUCAUAACACACCACAGUCAUGUACUGAAACUGUUCUCAUCUUAUUUAUCAAAAUGACAAUCCUAACUGUCGUCACCACGUUAAGGUCUGUGGCGGGAAGCUCAUUCUAAAUUCUUAACAAAACUAAAAUCCUAAACGCCUAAAUUUGCUGCUCUGUUAUGCUUUUGUGGCAAAAAGGCCAAAGACCACUUACAUUUAGUGAUUGUGAAGUCACAUAAUAAAAAAUGUAAACCCUGUAGACGAUGUUUAAAAUGUUCAACUAUAGAAGAGUGAAAUUAACUUAUUUGAGUUUUCUUUUAGUAACUUUUGAAGCGACUUCUUGGCAUUUUUGACCACUGGGGGGUGCUGUUGAGAAACAUUUUAAUGAGCAAGUCCUCGCUCUGCUAGCAUUCACGUACAACACAAAAUCACUGGAUGUAAUCAAAUGUUUUUGUUUUUUUCGCUGACCGAGGGGGGCAGUAAUGUGCAAAAGAUAUAAAAAUGUUAAAAAACAGAUUUUAGACAAUGAGGCGGCUUGGUGUUUUGAUUAGUGGAAAUUCUGUUGGAAUUUAACGACCUGCAAAAAGCAGAUUGUUUGCUCAUAAAAUGACUGUUCACACUGGAAACUCCAUAGAGUACCUUCAAACAGUCAGCCUCCUUGAAAGUGAAAUAAAUAACUCUGUAGAUGUCCUGUCGAGACUGAAAACACGUCAGGUUGUAAACUUGGUUGAGUGUUUCUGCAUGAAAAUGUGUUUAUAUAUAUAUAUAAAUAUAGUCUUUCCCAUACAAAGAUCCCAAACUUAAUUUCAACAACAUAAGAAAAGUAAAAAUAUCAUUUUAUUUAUUUUGUGAAACCUACGAUUAAAAACUCUACAAGUCGAUACAGAGUGUUAAAAAGAACCUUGUCUCUUAUCUCAGCUAAAUAAUCACUUUUAUUUGACUGCUUAUAUUUAAGUAUGUGCACAAAUUAUCCCAGUCUUGAACACCCAGCUGCGUUUUGUUUGUUUCAUUCACAUUUUCGUUUCUUUGUGAUAAAGAGCAAACAAUAUUUCUUUGCAUCAGGAGGCCCCUGACGACCCCCCUUUCUACAGCUUUCUGCUUCACCCCAAGAUUUAAAAAAGAUCAGGAAGUGGCCCCUUAAAUGAUGCUGUAGGUGGAAUGUUAACAGAUAUCAGAAGUGGCUUGGCUUUAGUUUGUCACAUUUUGGUGUUUUAUUUACAUUUUGUACAUUUCUAUGGCUUCCCUGUUUCUCCCAACCCCUUGACAAAAAGUGAACAAAACAAGGAUCUCAAGCAUCGAUCAUCCUCGUUUGAAUUUGUAUUGAACUGAAAUACCUCAUAACAUUUAUAGGAAAUGUUUUUGUCUUGUGUUUUGUAGAUCCAAACUGCAGAGAGCAGUUUCCUUGUGGUUCUCCCUGCUUUGAUUUGUAACACUGAUCUAUUUGGGUGGGAUACGUCUGUGCUCGUGUACAGUAUUUGACUGAAUUGUGCUGAUUCUAACAAACAAGUAAUGAAAUUAGUAACUAGGAACACUAUUGGCCUUGUGGUAUAAGCUGACCCCCCCCCCCUUUCCCUCAUAAACACACAGACACACACUUCCUUGAAUGCUCACCUGUGUAAUUAAACCACCUCUUCCACUUGUGUGAUGCUCACUUAGCUCAAAUCUAGAAUUGUAUGGAGAGUUCAGGGUUUUAGAAACGUGAGAUGUGUGAGAAAAGUAGGUGUGACUAAAUGACGAUAGUCAUAUGCACUGAUCAUCUGUAUAAUCAGCUUUCACUUUUUCUUUCAGAAAGUUGUUAUUGUAGAGAAGAAAAAAAAGAUUAUAAAGCUAUUUACAGAGUUACCUUUGGUUGCCUGGAAUGCAUCCUGUAUAUUCUUGUACGGAGGACUACCUGGCAGAAGAGAUUUUAAAUGCUUGCACCCUCUUGUACAUAUUGAUGUACCUCGGUUGUGGCGUUUACUGUGUGACCCUUAGCAGUGGCGGUCUCUUCGUCCCCUCACAGGGCGGCUCGAGCCUCACUUUGCUGACCUUUUUCAGCUCAUAAAUAAGCUCACCGAUUUGCCUUACCCAAUCUCAUGUUGCCCCCUAAAGUACUUGUUCAACUAAACACUACGAGGAGGAGUGAUGCUGCUGACAUUACACUCUCACAGAUUAAGACAACUGUCCCCAUGUUAGGGUACUUAAGCUAUCAACAAAGUGACUUUGUCCUGGUUCUCACAAGGUACAACUUUUCAGCCACAGCUGGUUUGUAUGCUAUUCUUUUCUCCCCGUGUUCCCCCUUUUGAAUCUCGGUCUUGAAGCUUAUUUAAUUUCUCACCGCAGAUGAUGUCAUUCUUUUAACAAAUGCAAGUGUUUAACAUGGUAACCUUGUAAGCAUUCAGAAAUGUGCAUACAUACAUUCAUGUCUGCUCUAUUUAUGGUCACAUUCAAGAAUAGCUUUAGAGUGCUGUAGAUAAGUAUUGUCAAUGUUGAUUCAAAUGCUUCUCAGAGGCCUCUGUGAGUGAUUUUACAAAGUUCAAUAACUGUAUAUUUUGUAUUAUGUUCUAGCUCCAAAGGAAUGGCAGGAUGGAAAAAAAGAAAAUGUUUAAAAAAGCUUUGUUCCCUGAACUAAAUUGUACUAUUUGUGUUGUCGAUUGAACAAAUUGCAUUCCUUGCUUGUGAAUUGAUGCAUUUCUCUCCCUGCUCCUUAAAUUUUCGCCCCUUCUUUGCCUCCUUUCUUUCAUUUUUUAGCCUUUGAAGUUUGAAUAAAAAUUCUAGUUUGCAGAAUGUAUUACUAAAUAAAUGGGUUGUCAUCUUGUA
Messenger RNA from Notolabrus celidotus (New Zealand spotty), 6333 nucleotides. RefSeq names its product protein phosphatase, Mg2+/Mn2+ dependent, 1Aa (gene ppm1aa). Gene Ontology annotation, molecular function: magnesium ion binding; protein serine/threonine phosphatase activity; manganese ion binding. The transcript has 6 exons. The coding region runs from base 407 to 1561 and encodes 384 amino acids. Gene Ontology annotation, cellular component: cytosol; nucleus. The record is from RefSeq and is a predicted model, not a curated record. Gene Ontology annotation, biological process: negative regulation of canonical NF-kappaB signal transduction; positive regulation of canonical Wnt signaling pathway; protein dephosphorylation. NCBI's taxonomy places the organism in Eukaryota, Metazoa, Chordata, Actinopteri, Labriformes, Labridae.